Molecule: messenger RNA, 390 nt
Organism: Marmota monax (woodchuck)
Lineage: Eukaryota; Metazoa; Chordata; Mammalia; Rodentia; Sciuridae
Product: centrin-4-like
Exons: 1
Coding region: 1-390 (129 amino acids)
Biological process (GO): spindle pole body organization
Cellular component (GO): central plaque of spindle pole body
Molecular function (GO): calcium ion binding; enzyme regulator activity
Source: RefSeq, a predicted model, not a curated record
AUGCAGAAGCAAGAAAUUAAAGAGGCCUUUGACUUAUUCCAUGCUGAUGGCUCUGGGACCAUAGAUGUGAAAGAAUUGAAGAUUGCAUUGCGGGCCUUAGGAUUUGAACCAAAGAAAAAAGUAGUUAAACAAAUGAUAGCUGAAAUGGACAAAGAAGGAAUUGGCACCGUUAGUUUUGAAUUUUUUUUUGCCAUUAUAAGUGUAAAAAUGGGUGAUAAAGAUGAAAAAGAAGACAUAUUGAAGGCUUUCAAAUUAUUUGAUGAUGAUGAUACUGGGAGGAUAACACUAAGUAAUAUCAGGAGAGCUGCCAAGGAGCUUGGGGAGAAUUUAACCCAUGAUGAACUGCAGGAAAUGCUUGAUGAAGCUGUUGUGAUGGGGAUGGAGAAGUAA